Molecule: messenger RNA, 228 nt
Organism: Plasmopara halstedii
Lineage: Eukaryota; Oomycota; Peronosporomycetes; Peronosporales; Peronosporaceae
Exons: 2
Coding region: 1-228 (75 amino acids)
Source: RefSeq, a predicted model, not a curated record
AUGUCGGUGGUUUAUAAAUUGAAUGUAAUAUCCGGACGAGAUAUUGAAAUGCUGCAAACAAGGCCAUUUCAGGGACAUAAGCUGUACUUGUUGCGCAUAUUUUCGUGUACAAUUGUGUUAAUGUAUUGGCAGAAUAGUAUGCUUUUUAAAAGUGCGCUUCCUAUAGCUCAAUUGGUAGAGCGUGCGGCUGUUAACCUCAAGGUCACUGGUUCAUGCCCAUCUGGGUGA